Molecule: messenger RNA, 2580 nt
Organism: Spodoptera littoralis (African cotton leafworm)
Lineage: Eukaryota; Metazoa; Arthropoda; Insecta; Lepidoptera; Noctuidae
Source: the annotation of a GenBank genome assembly
CUGUCAUUGGAUUAAUAAUGUCAUGUCACGCUGACGGCUGAACUGACAAAUGACAUUCCGCAACUGUUUUGCUUGUUGUUUGCAUUGUAAUGUUCAAGUUCAAACGAUAAAAAGUGAAUUUUAAUAAGCAAAUAAGUAUUGCAGUCUCCGAAGAAUAAUAAAGAAAAUGGCAGCUUCGGAAAAUCAAGAAGGAAUAAUACAAUAUGUGCCGUUUAUGUCUUUUGUGCACCCAUCUUUCUGGCACAGUCUUACAGAAAUGAAACUCGAUGUUGAUAAAUUGAAUGAGACUACGAAGCAGAUUUGGGGUCGAUUUACCUACCGCAGCUCUAUAGGAGCCGUUUUCGAAGUUGAUGGCACGUCAUUCAAUAAAGUUCCGGAAAAUGAACAAUUAUACACGAAUAUUAAGGGUACAAUAAUGAACAAGAAUACAAUAGAAGAGUUCAAAUCUAUUGAUAAGGCUGCUCUAUUAAACUCAGUCGGAAAAGAACUAUGGGCUAGUCUUCAAGACAAAUCAUGGAUUUCUAAGCCUAGUAGUUUAUUGAAGUUCAUCAUAUUGUCUUUUGCUGAUCUUAAAAAAUUUCAUUACUAUUACUGGUUUGCAUUUCCCGCUCCUAGUCAGCCCACAGUUUAUGUAAAGAACAAGAGUGCCAACAUAACAACACAGUUUGAUACCAACCAAAUAGCUCAAAUUACACAGAGCUACAAAUCUCUAGAAUUGGAACAAAAUGCUUCUUCGCUAUUUAGUGGAGAUAAUCCUGGAUGGCCAUUAAGACUGUUCUUGGCGGCUCUGUUGGAACAUUGUCCGAGUUUAGUUGGGUCUGAGAUUAAAGUCAUAGGUCUGAGAUGUAGUGCAACUGGUGGUGUAGAAAACAGUCAUUCGUUUACUGUCGUGGUACCUAAGGAUGUUAAGGCUGUUGAUGCUGCUGGUUGGGUGGGAUGGGAAAGGAAUGAUAAAGGGAAUUUUGGACCUAAGCUUGCCAAUAUGUCCUCUUCUUUAGAUCCUGUGAUAUUGGCUGACACAGCUUCAGAUCUGAAUAUAAAACUGAUGAAAUGGCGUUUAGUGCCAGAUAUAGAUGUUGAUGUAAUGAAAAGCACAAAAUGUUUGUUACUGGGUGCGGGCACUCUUGGCUGUCAUGUUGCUCGGGAUUUAUUGGCCUGGGGAUUUCGUCACAUAACGUUUAUAGACAAUGGAAAGGUAUCUUAUUCUAACCCAACGCGACAGGUAUUAUUCAGUUUCCAAGACUGCUUAAAUGGUGGAAAAAAGAAAGCUGAGGCGGCCGCUGAUGGCCUGAAAAAUAUACUGCCAACUGCUGUGAGCAAAGGCAUAGCAGCUCACAUACCAAUGCCUGGGCAUCCAGUAGGCGAGUCUUUGAAGGAAGAGACAAUAAACAAUAUCAAAAUAAUUACAGAAGCUAUAGCCGAACAUGAUGUUAUAUUCCUUUUGUUGGAUACUAGAGAGGCACGGUGGCUACCUACGCUUUUAGCUGCUCAUCAUGGAAAGAUAGUCAUCAACGCGGCUCUAGGAUUCGACAGCUACCUAGUUAUGCGGCAUGGUAUAGUUGGUUCACCUCCAGAAGAAUCACCAUCUGUUGGCACCGCUUUCAUACCUGGAAACAGUCUUGGGUGUUACUUCUGUAAUGACGUCACUGCUCCUGGCAAUUCUUUAAAAGAUCGCACAUUAGACCAACAAUGCACGGUGACUCGCCCUGGCGUGGCCGCGAUAGCUGGCGCUCUGGCUGUAGAGAUUCUAGUCGGUUUAUUACAACAUCCUCUGAGAAUAAACGCUCCAGCAGUGUACAAUCUGAACAGCGACACGGAAGACGUACCGCCAGAGAUGCAAGGAGUCCUUGGUCCAAUACCUCAUUCCAUUAGAGGAUUUCUCCAUUCAUACCAAACUGUUGCACCAACAUGUGCCAAGUUCAAACAGUGCAUAGCAUGCUCUGAAACAGUGAUAAACAAGUACAAAGAUGAAGGUAUAACAUUCCUACUGGAUGUAUUCAAUAGUGGUAACUAUUUGGAAGAAGUUACCGGCUUGAAUGAGCUGCAUUUGUCUGCGGAGAUGACUGAUAUACUGACAUUAUCGGAUGAAGAUGAAGAUUAAAUUAAUGUAAUUCCAAGAUAUUAAUGUUUGUAUUUAAAAUCUCUUUUUGUGCUGAAUUAAUUAUGCAUUUAAAUGGAAGUAUUAAGAUUCUGAGCAAGCUUCAUUGUGUCAAAAUUAUAAUUAUUAGUAGAUAAUAUAUGUAUAAAUGAACUAUACAUUCAAAUAUAGCACAAAAGCGCAGCUUUAUAUGUUGUGAUAUUUAUCUAUAGGUGAAUUUAUAAAAUAAAACAGUUUUGAAAACAUCUAAAUUACAUUUAUUUCUACAUAAUUAUGUUAAGGGUGCAUAGACAAGGUGAUAGUUGGUAAGGCCUUUUUCGGUGGGGCACAGAUCUCUUUCACUGGUUUUGGAGGUUUGAUCUUUCUUCCGUGGCGACCGGUUUUUCUUUGCCAUAGACCGGAGCGAGGUCUGUUACCGAGCCAUCUAUUGCGUUGAGGUGAACCGAUAGGUGUGUCUCCAUGGUCUAUGUUUGAAAGACGAC